GGUGAGUGUAUGUAGUUCACUUCGAAAUUGGGAGGGAAGAGAAGAGAGAUAGAGAAGAAGAGCAUGAGGGAAUGGCAAACCUGUCGAGCCUCCUUCACGAGCUCCGAGAACGCAUAGCUGCCACCUCAGCCACUCCUCCCAACCACGCCGAUGACGACGUUUUGGAUGCCCGAUUCCGCGCCGUCCUCCCUAACCUCCUUCACGCCUACGUCGUUCCAUCUCCCUCUGCCAACGAGAGAGAAGUGACAGCUGUGUUGAAGCUCAUCGCUCACACCGCUAGGAACUUUCCCGGAGUGUUUUACCAUGGAAAGGCAAGCGCAAUUCUUCCUCUGCUCGGCCGCAUCUUGCCUUUCUUCGCAGAACCGGCGUUUCGUUCUCGGCAUAGUGUCAUCUUUGAAACCGUUGGAUCACUUUUAUCUUUACUUCGUACCGGUGCACGGGAUGCGUACCGUCAGUUUUUCAUUGACUCCAUGAUCGUUGUUGAAGAUCUUUUGUAUGUGGCAUCAGUAUGUGCUGACGUUUCGAAUAUUACGGAAUCAACUAAAUUGACUUUAAAGUGUUUUUGUGAGUCCUUCAAUGCAAUUUUGGAUGAUCCUGAUCAUCUUGGAGAUCUCCCGGCAAGUAAUAAACCGAAUGACGGGAUUGGUAUCUUGAUUAACCUUACGGGCAAAAUAAGGUGGCAACCUUUUGCAACAUGGAUGAUAAAGCUUCUUGGUAAAUGCUUAACUGAAGGAACUCUGUAUGUGGAAGGACUCAUUAAUGUGUCAUUUGUUACGGCUGUGUGUUCCAUUCUAUGCUAUGGAGAUGCUGAUGUGCAUAUGGCAUGUUUUGAAUUUGCAUGCGUUGUUGGAUCAGCAAUAAAUUAUGACAUCAUUCCUCAUCAGAAGAUAAUUCAGUCGAUAUCAACUAUAUUAAGGGAGGACAAAGAAGGGCUUCCUGUAUUCAGAAACAUCAUUUAUGAUUCGUCCAUUGGUGGUUGCCUUGAUGCAUUACACUGUAGUUGUCCUGAAGAUGUUGUCAAGCUAACAGCUGCCGAUUUAGUUGAUGUAUUUCCUCAUUCAAUGAGGAGUACCAAAAGCCAGGAGCUUAAGGUUGCAUUGUGCAAUGCAUUUAUGCGGAUUGCGAAAAUGUGCCCCCCUCAUAUCUGGAGGCCAGAGUCUCUCGUUUAUGUCCUUUCUUGUCCAGAACCUUGCUUCUCGUUGAUAGAUUGUUUACAAGUAGCUCUCUCUAUACUUGGUCCUGAUCUUGUUGGAUCGAGAAUUGCAAAUAGUAACUGUCAGAGUAUAUCAGCAUUAACUGAUAAAUCAAUUGAAAAUUCGAGGGUUGGAGAAAAAAGGCCUAUUCAGGAUGUGGAUACUUUCAAGAUUAAACGUCAAAAGGUAGAUAAAGAAAUCAUGAGUUCUGAUUCUAAUUUUCAGGUGGAGCGCAAAUGUACUCAUACAGUUGCUUGUGAAAGAGAAGAUUAUGCAGACUAUAUGCAUCAGUCGCUUCUUUCUUUUGUUGAAAUUUUAAAGUCUCCUGGUGUCAAUCCUGAUUCUUUAAGACCAGAGGUCUCAUUAACAGCUCUUAGCAUGCUUUGCAUUGCCUUCUGUAGAUACCCAGAGACCAAUCUGUCACAAAGCAUCUUUAAUCAGAUGUAUGCAUGGAUACCCUGGGUAUGUCAGCAGGCAAAGCGAGUGAAUUCAGUUGCACUUGAUAUUUCCAUCUACCUGGAAGGAAUUCACAGCAUGUUGCUUUCACAGAGUCCCUUAGCGAAGGGGAGUAUGGAGUUUGAAAAUAAGGAUGUUGAUGCAGACCUUAUGCAUGUCGUAAAGCUUCCAUGGACCCAUUCUCUUGUAAAUAAUACUGGCCCUCAUCAUCUGUGGAAAGCUAAAUGCACCUCUGUUCAAGUUGCAUGCAAACUUGGUCAUAGAACAAGAACUGAAACUCAGCUUGAAGUCUUGGAUUUGAGCCUUAAUGAUGAAUUUGAAGAAGUUAAUAUUGAAGCUAUAAUUUCGAUGCCUGUGAUUGUCAUUUGGUCUGGUUUCAGUGGGCUGUCACCUAUAUUCAGAAGGCUUGAGUUCUUGAAGGGAGAGAGACCUGAGAAGGUUAGGAAUAUUAUUCCCUUUUCCCUUGGUCUUUUGUCAUGCCUUUAUGGAUCUUGUAAUGAUGGAGAUGGCACAAAUAGAAGCCAGUGUAAGUUAGUUUUAAAUAUGAAAAAUGAGAAACAUGGUCGAACAGCAGAUUAUUUACUGCAAGGAUUCUGGUGUUCAAAGUGCAACAGAAGUGUUAGACAAAAUACUGCGGUAUAUUCAAAAGUCAUACGUCCCCCUGAUAUGAACAGCAGAGAAAUGAGUUCAGAUUGUAAUUUUGCCCAUCUGCAGUCUCUAUUUCUUGAACUUCUUUAUGAUGAAUCAGAAGAGGUUCAAGUUGCUUGUGUGAAAAAUAUUUACCGAAUACUUGGACAUGGGGGCAGAGACAAUCUGAUUAAGUCAAGAUUUGAAUGGAUUAAAUGUGUUGAAUAUUUACUCCUUAAUGGAAAGAAUGCUGUAAGAGAUGCAUUCUGCACCCAGAUUAGUUCAUUCCUUGAGGAUUCUGUUUUGAGUUACUUAUUUCUUGAUGAGGACACAUCAAAUAAAAGUAAAGAAGAAGAGUUUUUUAACAUAAUCAAGCAUGCCUUCUCAGAAACUAAAGAUCCUCAAAUCUUUGAGACUCUUUUGGAAUCUACAGCAGAAAUAAUGAUUGCAGUUGACAUUCACAGUCAACUAUUCUUGUUUUCUCUUUUUUUGUUGGUUGAUCAGCUUGAUAAUCCACACAUGACAGUGAGAAUGAAUGCAUCAAGGCUGAUACACAAAGCUUCCUACUUUCAUCUGAAAGGGGGAUUUGAACAAAUCCUUUUGAACGUUGUCCACGUUCGAAAUGAACUAUUUGAUUAUCUGUCUGUGAGGCUGUCUAGCCGUCCAAUUAUGGUCAAAGAGUUUACAGAAUCAGUUCUUGGUAUUGAAACUGAAGAUCUUGUCAAGAAAAUGAUUCCUGUUGUUCUUCCGAAGCUUGUAGUGUCUCAGCAGGAUGAUAAACAAGCACUUGACACCUUAUAUGAACUGGCUAAGUGCUUAAACACUGAUUUGGUGCCUCUUGUAGUUAAUUGGCUACCAAAAGUGCUAGCUUUUGUUCUCCAUCGAGCAGAUGUGCGAGAGUUAGCUGUUGCUUUGCAAUUUUACCAUACGCAGACUGGUUCUGACAAACAAGAGAUCUUCGCUGCUGCAUUACCGGCCCUUUUAGAUGAACUCAUAUGUUUUUUAGAUGGAGGUGAUUCAGAUGAGAUAAACAGAAGGUUAGCAAGAGUUCCUGAGAUGAUAAAAGAGGUUGCGAGAGUUCUAACCGGUGGUGAAGAUCUUCCCAGCUUUUUGAGGAAUCAUUUUGUUGGCCUUCUUAACAGUAUUGAUAGAAAGAUGCUCCAUGCAGAAGACUUUUCACUGCAGAAACAAGCCUUACAACGCAUUGAGAUGCUAAUUAAAAUGAUGGGUUCUCACCUUAAUACUUAUGUGCCUAAACUGAUGGUUCUUCUCAUGCAUGCUAUUGGUAAAGAAGCCCUCCAGAGUGAGGGCCUGUCUGUGCUGCAUUUUUUCAUUGUGCAGCUGGUGAAAGUAUCACCAGCUAGCACUAAGCAUGUAAUUUCUCAAGUUUUUGCUGCUCUUAUUCCCUUUUUAGAGAGAGAUGAAGAAAAUCCCAUACAUCUGGAUAAAGUGGUUAAAAUUUUGGAAGAACUUGUGCUGAAUAACAGGGUCAUUCUAAAGCAGAAUGUACACGAGUUCCCUCCGUUGCCCAGUAUUCCAGCUCUAAUUGAAGUGAAAAAAGCUAUACAAGAAGCCCGAGGGUCAAUGACAUUGAAGGAUCGAUUGCGUGAUGUUGUUGAUGGUUUGAAUCAUGAGAGCUUAAAUGUCAGAUAUAUGGUGUUGUGUGAGUUGAGCAAGUUGCUGAGCCUGAAACAAGAAGAGGUUACAGCUCUGAUAACUGCUGAAAGUGGUACAGAUAUGGAUAUUUUGAGUUCUUUAAUCACAUCCUUGCUAAGAGGAUGUGCAGAAGAAUCAAGGACUGCAGUUGGACAGCGGCUGAAGUUGGUAUGUGCUGAUUGCCUUGGGGCCCUGGGUGCCGUUGACCCUGCUAAAGUGCAGGGCUUUUCAUGUCAACGUUUUAAAAUUGAAUGCUCUGAUGAUGACCUUAUCUAUGAGUUAAUCCACAAGCACCUUGCAAGGGCUUUUAGAGCUGCACCUGACACUAUAAUUCAAGACUCAGCUGCAUUGGCUAUACAGGAACUGCUAAAGAUUGCAGGCUGUGAGGCCUCAUUAGAUGAGAAUGCUGCUGCAUCUACAUCAGGGACUCCAAAGGACAAAGAGCCUCUGAAUGUUGAUGCAUCUGGGAUUAUGGGUAUUGAUGGUAGCAGUAAGAUGAAUAGAAGGGGUCAGAUAUUAUGGGACCGCUUCUCCAAUUAUGUUAAAGAGAUAAUUGCCCCUUGCUUAACCUCUAGAUUUCAACUUCCAAGUGUUGCUGAUUCUUCAUUUGCUGGCCCAAUUUACAGGCCAUCUAUGUCAUUCAGAAGAUGGAUAUUCUACUGGAUAAGAAAGCUGACUGCACAUGCCACUGGUUCUCGUGGCAGCAUUUUCAAUGCGUGUCGAGGUAUCGUUCGUCAUGAUAUGCAAACAGCAAUAUAUUUGCUUCCAUAUUUAGUUCUUAAUGCUGUCUGUCACGGCACAGAGGAGGCACGCCAUGGCAUAACAGAAGAAAUCCUAUGUGUUCUUGAUAUUGCAGCAUCUGAUAACAGUGGGGAUGCAGUUCAUGGAGUUAAUGGUGGGAAAAAUGAAGUAUGCAUUCAAGCUGUGUUCACUCUCCUUGAUAAUCUUGGUCAAUGGGUGGAUGAUAUUAAACAAGAAUUAGCUCUUUCCCAGUCUUUUCAAUCAAUGGCAUCUAAGCAACAAGCAUCCAAGACAAAGGAUAAAAUUCAAAACUCUUUGAAAAAUCAAGAUCAUCUCCUCGUACAGUGUACAUAUGUUUCAAAACUGUUGUCUGCAAUUCCUAAGGUGUCUCUUGCCAGGGCCUCCUUCAGGUGUCAGGCUUAUGCAAGGUCUUUAAUGUACUAUGAGUCAUACGUGAGGGGAAAAUCAGGUUCUUUUAACCCUGCAUCUGAGAGAAGUGGCAUCUUUGAUGAUGAAGAUGUUUCAUAUCUAAUGGAAAUAUACAGCUCUCUAGAUGAGCCUGAUGGUCUUUCUGGCUUUGCAUGUUUACGGAAAUCUAUGAGAUUACAAUUACAGGACCAGCUCUUAAUUAAUAAAAAGGCUGGAAACUGGGCAGAGGCUUUAACUUCUUGUGAACAAGCUUUGCAGAUGGAACCAACAUCAGUUCAAAGGCACUCCGAUGUCCUUAACUGUUUAUUAAACAUGUGUCACCUUCAAGCCAUGGUUACUCAUGUGGAUGGCUUAAUUUCUAGGAUUCCCCAGUACAAGAAAACAUGGUGCAUGCAAGGUGUACAAGCAGCAUGGAGGCUGGGCAGGUGGGAUUUGAUGGAUGAGUAUCUUAGUGGGGCUGAUGAAGAAGGUCUACUUUGUAGCAGUUCUGAAAGUAAUGCCUCAUUUGAUAUGGAUGUUGCAAAGAUUCUCCAGGCACUGAUGAAGAAGGAUCAGUUCUCAGUUGAUGAAAGAAUUGCCCUCUCGAAGCAAGCGCUCAUUGCUCCUCUUGCUGCUGCAGGCAUGGAUUCUUAUGUACGCGCUUAUCCAUUUGUUGUAAAACUUCACCUGCUACGAGAGCUUGAGGACUUUCACACUCUUCUUACUGAUGACUCUUUCUUGGAGAAAUCAUUUCAAUUGGGCGAUCAUGGAUUCUCCCAAGUGAUGGAGAAUUGGGAAAACCGUCUCAGGUUUACACAGCCAUCAAUCUGGGCAAGAGAGCCACUUUUGGCCUUCCGCAGACUGGUUUUUGCCUCCAGUGCUCUUGGCGCUCAAGUUGGGAACUGCUGGCUUCAAUAUGCAAAGCUCUGUCGCAUGGCCGGUCAUUAUGAGACAGCAAACCAGGCGAUUCUAGAAGCCCAAGCUACAGAUGCACCUAAUGUUCACAUGGAGAAGGCUAAACUUCUGUGGAGCACCCGGCGAUCUGAUGGUGCCAUUGCACAGUUGCAACAGUCUCUCCUGAACAUGCCUGUAGAGAUUGUAGGCUCCUCUGCAAUUUCAUCAAUUACUAGUCUUUCACUGGUUCCACUGAACCUGCCGCCUUUAGUUUGUGAUACUCAAUCUUUGAAUGAGAAUCGAGAUAUUGCAAAGACCCUUCUUCUCUAUUCUAGGUGGAUCCAUUACACUGGGCAGAAGCAGAAAGAAGAUGUGCUGAGUCUGUAUUCAAGGGUGAGGGAACUGCAGCCCAAGUGGGAGAAAGGAUAUUUCUACAUGGCUAAGUAUUGUGAGGAAGUUCUUGCCGAUGCCAGGAAACGUCAGGAAGAAAACAUUGAACUUGGUCCAGGGAAAAUGCCGACAAGUAGUGAUAUUGUUGGUUCUUCAAAUUUAAAGACUGAGAAGCUUUGGUGGUCAUAUGUGCCUGAUGUACUGUUAUUCUAUGCGAAGGGGCUUCACAGGGGCCACAAGAAUCUCUUUCAAGCACUUCCAAGGUUGUUAACCUUAUGGUUUGACUUCGGCAGUAUGUAUCUAACAAGUGGCACAUCAUCCGAUAAAGAUUUGAAAAGUGUCCAUAUGAAGGUAAUGAGUAUAAUGCGAGGAUGUUUGAAGGAUUUGCCAACAUACCAGUGGUUAACAGUACUGCCACAAUUGGUUUCCAGAAUUUGCCACCAGAACGAGGAAGUUGUUCGAUUGGUCAAAAACAUCAUUACAUCAGUUCUUCGGAAAUACCCACAACAAGCUCUGUGGAUUAUGGCUGCAGUUUCAAAAUCUACUGUUCCUUCAAGGCGGGAGGCAGCUGCAGAAAUCCUACAUGCUGCACGAAAAGAGUUCAGCCAAGGAAAUACUGGCAGCAAUCUGUUUGUGCAGUUUGCAAGUCUGAUUGAUCACUUAAUUAAGUUGUGCUUCCAUGCUGGUCAGCCAAGGGCAAAAACAAUUAAUAUCUCAACUGAAUUUAGUGCCUUAAAGAGGAUGAUGCCACUGGGAAUUAUCAUGCCAAUUCAGCAAUCUCUAACUGUUAGCCUACCAACAUACGAUGGGAAGCUCACUGACUCACUUAGAUCUGAUAUCUUUUCUGCGACUGAUCUUCCUACAAUAUCAGGAAUCAGUGAUGAGGCCGAGAUUCUUUCAUCCCUUCAACGACCUAAAAAAAUUGUUCUAAUGGGCAGUGACGGCAUUGAACGUCCAUUCCUCUGCAAACCCAAGGAUGACCUCAGGAAAGAUGCCCGCAUGAUGGAGUUCACUGCAAUGAUAAACCGUUUGUUGUCUAAAUACCCAGAAAGCCGUCGAAGGAAACUCUACAUUCGCACUUUUGCAGUAAUUCCUUUGACAGAGGACUGUGGCAUGGUAGAAUGGGUGUCCCACACUCGUGGACUUCGGCAUAUACUUCAAGACAUAUAUAUAAACUGUGGAAAAUUUGAUAGGCAAAAGACAAAUCCUCAGAUCAAACGAAUUUAUGAUCAAUGCCAUGGUAAAAUGCCAGAAGAUGAGAUGUUGAAGGAAAAAAUUCUUCCAAUGUUCCCUCCAGUGUUUCAUAAAUGGUUCUUAACCACUUUUUCUGAGCCAGCUGCUUGGUUUAGGGCUCGGAUUGCUUAUGCACACACUACUGCAGUUUGGUCCAUGGUUGGGCAUAUUGUGGGGUUGGGUGAUCGACAUGGUGAAAACAUUCUUUUUGAUUCUACAACAGGUGACUGUGUUCAUGUUGAUUUCAGUUGCUUAUUUGAUAAAGGCUUGCAGUUAGAGAAGCCUGAGCUGGUGCCUUUCAGGUUGACUCAGAAUAUGAUUGAUGGCUUGGGCAUCACUGGUUAUGAGGGAAUCUUUUUGAGGGUCUGUGAAAUCACACUUUCAGUACUGAGGAUGCAUAAGGAGACUCUGAUGAGUGUUCUUGAAACUUUCAUCCAUGAUCCUCUGGUGGAAUGGACAAAAUCUCACAAAUUAAGUGGAGUAGAAGUUCAGAAUCCACAUGCUCAGCGAGCAAUCAGUAACAUUGAGGCAAGGUUGCAAGGAGUAGUUGUUGGUGUCGGAGCAGCACCAUCUUUGCCUCUGGCCGUAGAAGGUCAGGCUCGUCGAUUAAUAGCUGAAGCAGUCUCCCACAAAAAUCUUGGAAGGAUGUAUAUCUGGUGGAUGCCUUGGUUCUGAAGUUAAAUUGAUCAAGGGUUCUCCUGUUCUAGAGUUGAAUCAACAAAGUCUUUGUGGGCUCGAGGAUUUUCUUAAGCAGCCUCACAAAAUAUCUUAGGAAUAGGCUUCGAAGGUUCGCUAUGAAAGAGUCCUGUAGUGUAUAUUUUGUUCAGGUGUUCUUUAUUGGGAAUGAAGCUUUUAGGUGACAAUCCUUGACUGAUUCUGCGGGGACUGAGAAAGCUGUGCCGGGAUACGAGUUUUGACAUGUACUAGAGGAAUCUGAGUGGCCGGGCUUAACUUGACAACCCCAGACUGAUUGAAAUUCGCAAGAUUCGACAGACUUGUGCUUGAGUGGUAUUUUCCUUCUGGUUGAGGAGAUCAUCACAAGAGACCUCAGGUUGUACACUGGUUGUGCUCUGUAUAUAAACAGGUUGUAUCAUCCCUCGGUGUGGCUGUUUGUGCGCCUAAUAACCAUAUGGGAUGCUCCUAGGGUUAGGAUUCAAAGAGAAAAAUUGCAUUCGCUGUAUAUGUGAUGUCUGUCAGGAGAUAUUAAGGUUAAUUUUGUAUGCUUCAUCCCUUCAAUAUUCCAUUGUAUAUACUUACACAUGAGACUUGUACCUGUAUUACUAUCACCUCCUUUAACGCCAUUAUUGAAUGAAGCUGGAAGCCAGUACGCUAUCCAAUUUUUGUA
Messenger RNA from Prunus avium (sweet cherry), 8943 nucleotides. It is a transcript of the gene ATR, whose product is annotated as Ataxia telangiectasia-mutated and RAD3-like protein. Gene Ontology annotation, biological process: DNA damage checkpoint signaling; telomere maintenance; DNA repair. The record is from RefSeq and is a predicted model, not a curated record. Gene Ontology annotation, cellular component: nucleus; chromosome. NCBI's taxonomy places the organism in Eukaryota, Viridiplantae, Streptophyta, Magnoliopsida, Rosales, Rosaceae. Gene Ontology annotation, molecular function: protein serine/threonine kinase activity; protein binding.